AAUGUCUCUUGAAGGACACGAAGAAAACUUUUUUCAACAGUAUGCCACUGAAUACGAAGCCAUCCGUAUUGGAUCUAUAGAUGGAACCGAUUCAGAGCCACACGAUCGAGCUAUUUUGCGGGCACUGUCCUCAGAGUAUGUGCCUAAUAAAUUGGUGAAGGGCAAUCCACAUUACACUGUAUUUGUCGGCAGACUUAAUCCAAGAACCACUCAGGACACAAUAUAUGCUGAAUUUUCAAAGCAAGGCAAAGUUAUACACUGUCGGCUAGUAAAGGACAUUGUUACUGGAAAAUCUAAGCAAUAUGCCUUUGUUGAAUAUGACUCGUCGAGUAGUGUAGAAAAAGCAUUAAAAAAUAUGCAUAAAGAGUACAUUGAUGGAUCGGAGGUGGUCGUUGAGCGCGAAGCAGAAAGGCGACUGCACGGAUGGAAACCACGUAGACUGGGAGGCGGCUUCGGUGGCCGUAAGGAGUCCGGCCAGUUACGGUUUGGCUGCAGAGAUAGACCAUUCAAGAAACCUAUAUUAAUUUCAUAAUCAAAACUCUGAGUGAUCUGUACUUUCGUUAAUAAAAUUGAAUAUAUUCUGUGUUUUGACAUUCUAACUCUAGUUGGUGAUGACACAAGAAACUCAGUUGCACUUCAAAAAUGAAGCAUCAAUAAAAAAAUGUGUGAUGUUUGUUGCAAAGAAAUCAAAGGUUGGUGUAAGUCGUUCACGAGAAUUGAAGCGAUUUUAUCUGCGUUAGAGGGAGCGCUGUUAAUAAUAUUCAUAGGCUUAUUGGCCCUCCUAAUACUCCACUUUAUAGUCUGCAAAGAACCAACAUUUACUACAACAACAACUACUACGUCUCGUUACACGAAAGAAACUAUCUACGUUACUGACUACAUCGAGACGUACAGUGAGCCCUCCGUUGAACCCAUACCUGAAAUAACGACCCAAAGGACCACUGAAGCUCACGAAAGCUCGCCCCAGAAUAAAGAUUGUACAUGGACUCCAUCUAAGAAAACUCAAGCCACUACUCGUUAUUAUGAAACCGACUUACUGAAAAACACACGUGACAAAAGUAUUUCUAUACAGUAUCCAGUGGUCCGACCCACUGAGGUCAUGGGUGCGGCCGACGAGUCGGAAGGAGAGGAUGCGGGGCCAGUAUUCGAGCGCUGCGUGUUAGCGUUGGUGAAAACGAGACCACACAGAGACAUGGUGUUCGGUUGCAUCCUCACAAUCGUGUCCGAUCACUGGACGCUCACGGCGGCCAGCUGCAUAGAGGCCAUCGAGGAAGUGGACUCGUUAGACUCGUUCGUGAUAAUGGAGAGCUACGGCAAACUGAGGAACGGCAUCGCCCACGGCGUCACCGACGUGCAGAUAAAUCCGUUCUACCGGGGAACCAACGCCAGCUACGACCUGGCCGCGCUCAAGACUGACGCUUCCCUCGUCGAGAGAAACGGUGUUCCCGUGCGCCUGCCGGAGAUGCUCGAUUAUUUCCUCGUCCCUCCGGGAGAGAAAUUCACAAUACUGGGCUACGGAAAUUACAGAACGAUAAGCAAAAAUGUUUUGGGGCGGAGUCUUCGUGAGGUGCACGUGCACAGCGUGCCCAGCGUGCAGUGCUACGUGGGAGAGGACAAGUGGGCGCCGCGGCACCUGUGGGGUGGGGCGGGGGCGGGGGCGGGGGCAAGCGCGGGGGCGGCGUGCGCGGUGGGGGCGCUGUGCGCGGGUUCGCUGUACGCGCGGGGGCUCCCCUGCAACUACUGCGCGGGCACGCCGCUGCUGAACGGUCGUCUACUGCUCGGCGUCAUGUCAGGGAACGCCCAGUGCGGUAUCACGUGCGAACCUGCUCUCUACGUCAACAUAGCUGUCGUCCGCGACUGGCUCGAUUACGUAAUAGAGUCCGACUGAAGCCAGUGUGAUAUUGUAGAUUGUUGCCCGACCGUUUUGAUCAAUGCCGGUGUUGAGAUCUCGUGAAUAAACUAUUUUCUUCACUAU
Diatraea saccharalis (sugarcane borer) is the source of this 1975-nucleotide messenger RNA. The record is from the annotation of a GenBank genome assembly. Lineage: Eukaryota; Metazoa; Arthropoda; Insecta; Lepidoptera; Crambidae.